AUGAAGCGUCUUGGUGUAGACGCAAAAAGGAGUCUGUUCUUCUAAAUGUUUCUUGUGACGCUUUUGCCUUCGGGCAGGAGGUUUUGUUUAUAUCAUAAUAGAAUUUAUCAAUAACUUGUUCUUUUUCAGGACACCAACAAUGAUCGUAUCACCGUUGAGUGGACCAACACACCUUCCAAUUGA
Caenorhabditis elegans is the source of this 183-nucleotide messenger RNA. NCBI's taxonomy places the organism in Eukaryota, Metazoa, Nematoda, Chromadorea, Rhabditida, Rhabditidae. The record is from the annotation of a RefSeq genome assembly.